This is a messenger RNA of Geosmithia morbida, 711 nucleotides long. RefSeq lists its product as uncharacterized. The coding region runs from base 1 to 711 and encodes 236 amino acids. The record is from RefSeq and is a predicted model, not a curated record. The transcript has a single exon. NCBI's taxonomy places the organism in Eukaryota, Fungi, Ascomycota, Sordariomycetes, Hypocreales, Bionectriaceae.
AUGCCUAUCCCCCAUAUCCAUCUCCUCUGUAUAGACAAAGUGUUCAUCGAGGCAUUUUCCGUCGCCCGCACCAGACAUGGCCUCCCCCCGUCCGUCCAGGUGACGGUCCACCACUGCUCUCUGAGCCAGCUGCCGGCGUCGGUGCAGUUCGACACCAUCGUCUCACCGGCCAACUCGUACGGCCGGCUGGACGGGGCCUUUGACGACGCCAUAUCACGCGCCAUCUCACCUGUGGACGACUACCUGGCCCUGACGCGGGUGGCCCAGCAGGCACUGUACGUGGAGUGGCGCGGGUUCGCACCUCCCGGGUCGUGCACCCUGGUCGACCUGCCCGAGGAGUUCGCCGCCGCGGGUCAGUCCCGGAACGUGUGGGGGGUGCGGCGGCUGGCCCUGUGCCCUACCAUGCGGAUGCCCGAGGAUGUGCGCUGGGACAGGGAGGUCGUCUACAAGUGCGUCUGGAGCCUGCUGUGCGCCGUCGGGAAGAGGAGCGGCGGCGACGAGGUCAGGAGCUUGCUCAUGACGCCGCUGGGCACCGGGGUGGGGAGGAUCUCCCCCGACAGGUGGGCCGGCCAGCUGGUGCUCGCCAUAAAGCACUCCGUCGACGCCGAUGAGAACCCCGACGUGUGGAGCUCGCUGAGCUGGGAGGACUCGUCGAAGACUACGAUUGAGGUGCAGAAGACGUGGAUGGGUGAGGGCUUGUCGAGGUCUUGA